AUGGAGCUGAAGCAAGUCGGGCCCAAGGAGUUUGCUUGGAUGGACUCGGAGGAGGAAGAUGAGGAGCCCAAUGGAGAGAAGCCUGUCCCACUGGAAGAGGUCCAGUCUUUGGGUCAGAUGGCCAAAUUGGCGCCAGGACUCCAGAAACGCCUGAAGCGCGGCGACCUGCGCUCCAAAGAGUUGUGCGAGGUGGUCGCUGCAUUGGGGAGAUCCAAGUUCUUCGAUGGAGGCCUCUUCGAGGUCCUGGCCAAUGAGCUCCGCCGCGCGUUCAACCGACGAUCACUUGGCCCCAGCGAGGUGAUCACAACGAUUGCACAGCUUGGGGAUCUCAAUGCCUACAACCAGAGAGUGUUUGAGGCGGCCUGUGAUGCCCUGGAGCGUGAGCUGAACCGCGUACCCGAGGCUUUGCGACAGAAGCUGGAGAGCACUCUCAAGCAGGUGAAGCACACGCCGUCCGAGGGCUUUCUUCGAGCCUUGAGCCAGAGGAGCGGCGGCGGUGACCGGCGACAAGCGUGUCCCAUGUUUUGGCGUGGCCAGUGCAAGUGGGGACCCAAAUGCAAGCUGUCGCACGAUGACAACUCCUUUGAAAAUACCAUGGACAGCGGUUCCUGGAAGCCGCCCAGCAUGAGUGGCGGAAAGAGCGUGGGCUUUAAACAGUCCGCGGACCUCUUCAAGGCUGACAGGUGUGGUGCACUGUGGUGA
Messenger RNA from Durusdinium trenchii, 702 nucleotides. The record is from the annotation of a GenBank genome assembly. NCBI's taxonomy places the organism in Eukaryota, Dinophyceae, Suessiales, Symbiodiniaceae.